Molecule: messenger RNA, 1222 nt
Organism: Drosophila obscura
Lineage: Eukaryota; Metazoa; Arthropoda; Insecta; Diptera; Drosophilidae
Gene: Gr93c
Product: putative gustatory receptor 93c
Exons: 2
Coding region: 1-1200 (399 amino acids)
Biological process (GO): sensory perception of taste
Cellular component (GO): membrane
Source: RefSeq, a predicted model, not a curated record
AUGUACGUGUCCCUUCGAGAUGUGCGUCUUUCGCGGCUCUCCGCGUAUAUCCUACGCCUUAGCUACCAUUACGCCAGAGUCCUGGGCGUCAUCUGCUUUGGCAUCUCAAUGAAAGGACCCAGCGAUGGUGCCUUGGUGGCACGCAAGAACUUCGCGCUCAAGUGGUACUCUCUGAUCCUGCACAUCGUCUGCGCUGCAAUGGUUGGCUGCUUCUGUGUGCCACAGGUAGUCGCAAUCGAGGAUCCCUACGAGUGGACGCUGCAGUGCAUGCGACUGGUGGCCUGUUUCGUUUGCACCGCUUGCAUCGUGGUGCUGCAGUUUUUUCACGAGCACGAGGUGCUCCGCAUGAUCAACAGUUUCCUUCGGCUGUUUCGACGUGUGCGUCAAAUGUCGUCGUCGCGGAGGAAAAUCGGCUUUGGUGGCAAGCGGGAGUUUGUUCUGAUCCUCUUCAAAGGCGUCUGCCUCUUCUACGAGCUGCUCUGCGAGUGUCAACUGUUGCUGUUUGCUCGCAGUCCACUGGCACUGCUGACCAUUCUGUGCGAGAUCAUAGUCGAAAUUGGUUCCCUGAUGAUCAUACAUAUCGGCUUUGUGGGCUACCUCAGUGUGGCGGCCCUCUACGCGGAGGUCAACGCGUAUGUUCGCAUUGAGCUGCGACGUCAGCUGCGUUCGCUGGAUCGUCCAGGCGCUCCGCCUGCCAGUCGCCGUCAGCUGAGAUUGGCCCGCUGCCGCCUGGACGAGUGCGUGGCCGUCUACGACGAGAUCGAACGUGUGGGCAGAUCAUUUCAUAUGCUGCUCCAGCUGCCGGUACUCAUCAUACUCAUGGCCAAGAUCUUUGCCACCACGGUGCUGUCCUACGAGGUGAUCAUACGCGCCGAUCGGUAUCCCAGGCAGGCGGGCAUGUGGGGCCUGGUGCUGAAGGGUUUCGCCGAUGUGAUACUCCUAACGCUGGCCGCCCACGAGGCGGUCAGCAGCUCCAGAGUCAUACGCAGAUUGGGCCUGGAGAAUUUUCCAGUCAGCGAUCAGCAGGAGUGGCAUGUAAAGUUGGAAAUGUUCCUGGGUCGCCUGAACUUCAACGAGUUUCGUGUGUGUUUUUUGGGCUUGUUUGAGGUCUCCAACGAGAUCAUUGUGGUCUUUUUGUCCAGCAUGAUCACCUACUUCACCUAUGUGAUGCAGUAUGGCAUACAAACCAAUCGAUUGUGAAUGUUGUAUGAUCCGCAUUGGC